GUCAUUAACCCAAACCCACAAUUGAACCAAACCGUAUAGAUCUUCACUGCAGAGGAGAGCCCAAAACCCAGCCAAACCUUCACCUCCAAAACAGUGAGAGAGCAGUGUGUUGAUGUGCAGAAAAUCAAGCUCCGUUCUUUUCUUUUCCCAUAUAGCUCUCACUUGAAUCCAAUUCCCAUGCAUAUAUAGUAAAAAUCCAAGAAUUCAAGCCCCUUUCAUUAGCUUUCUCCACCAAAACCCUAGCCAAAGAAAAGACACAGAGACAGAGAGAGAGUGAGAGAGAGAAAGAAAUGGCGUUUAGAGGAAAGGAGAUGAUGAAGAAAGUGUUGAAGAAUGUAGGAGAGAAGAACUUGGCUCCCGGAUUGAAAGAGUCACUCAAGAAAUGCAUACCGGACAGUAAGGUUGUCAUGGGCCGAGCCAAACGCGGCCUCUACGCUGGCCGCCACAUCCAGUUCGGCAAUCGCGUCAGCGAAGAUGGUGGCAACAAGUCAAGGAGGACUUGGAAGCCGAAUGUCCAGGAGAAGCGGCUCUUCAGUUACGUUUUAGACCGCCAUAUUCGAGUGAAAGUCACCACUCAUGCCCUCCGUUGCAUAGACAAGGCAGGAGGGAUUGAUGAGUACCUCCUGAAAACUCCUUACCACAAGAUGGACACAGAAAUGGGCCUCUACUGGAAGUCUAGGAUCGAGAAGAUGUACGAAGAGCUAGGGAAGAGGGAAGUUGUUUUCUUUUCACCAGAGGAUGAAGCCAGGUUUGAACAACGUUUUAAAGAUCUGAAAGUGGCCGAGAGGACAGCUCGUAGGGAUGCCAGGAGACAAAUGUCCGGUUGGUCAGACAAACAGAAGCAGAUUGAGGAAGGUCAAGUGAAAGAUCAAUUGACUGAUGAAGAAGCCGCUCCCGAGCAGUGGGCUGCAAACUCUUAAGUUUUGGACCAUUCACCAUCUUGGAAUGUUCCCCCAUCUUUGUUUUUUAUUGCCCAUUUGAAAUUUUGUAUCUCUUUAAUGUUUGUUUUUUGAAGUAGUCUUUAGCUGUAUCAGGCCUGAUGGAAAAAUAUUCAGCAGAAAUCAAUUAUCUUUUUCAGAUGGAAAUUAUUUGA
Messenger RNA from Quercus lobata, 1093 nucleotides. Its product is annotated as Ribosomal L28 family. The record is from RefSeq and is a predicted model, not a curated record. Bases 291 to 920 code for a protein of 209 amino acids. The transcript is spliced from 2 exons. Gene Ontology annotation, molecular function: structural constituent of ribosome. NCBI's taxonomy places the organism in Eukaryota, Viridiplantae, Streptophyta, Magnoliopsida, Fagales, Fagaceae. Gene Ontology annotation, cellular component: mitochondrial large ribosomal subunit.